Messenger RNA from Glycine soja, 1017 nucleotides. Its product is annotated as neurofilament heavy polypeptide-like. Lineage: Eukaryota; Viridiplantae; Streptophyta; Magnoliopsida; Fabales; Fabaceae. Gene Ontology annotation, biological process: cytokinesis by cell plate formation. Bases 1 to 1017 code for a protein of 338 amino acids. The record is from RefSeq and is a predicted model, not a curated record. The transcript has 6 exons.
AUGGAUCGGAGGAGAAUGUACGAUAGGCAGAACAGCUCUCCAGGGACGCCGUCCUCGCCGUCCUCGCCGGUGAAUGUGAUAUCGCCGCUGCACCGCCACGCGCGCGCAGGUUCCACCGGCUCCGCCAUGACCAACGUCCGGAGAGCGCAGAACAACGCCACCAAAGCCGCCGCGCAGAGACUUGCGCAGGUUAUGUCGCAAACCGACGACGAUGACGAAGACGAGGACGACGUUCCUCUUGACUAUUCCGCGAUCGCUGGCAGCGGAGGUAUUGGUCUCGGCGGCGGAAGACCAAUGCCAACUCGCUCUCCCAUGGCAGUUCGGAGCGUUCAGGAUGCUGCAUCUGCAAGGUCGCGGUCACCAAUGCCAGUUCGCGCUGUUCAAGAACAACCUCCAUCUGCGAGAUCACGUUCCCCCGCGUCAGUUCGCUCCGUUCAAGAACAACCGCCAUCUGCUAGAUCGCGUUCCCCAGCGUCAGUUCGCAUCGAUCAAGAACAGCCACGAUCUGUGAGAGGCAUGUCGAGUGUUCGAUCAUAUGCAUCUUCAAAUGCUCUAGCUGAGCAACCUCCACCUCGGACACCCACUCUAAUGAAUAACGCAGAGCAACAACCACCUUCUGCUCGUUCAACGCCAGCAAACCGAACCCUAGAAUUGUCUCCCUCCGCUCGCACUACAAUAAUUACACGGUCGCCUCAACCCAGUAGUGCCAACAAUGAUCAGCCUCCCUCUGCUCGCUCAACCUCUGGCCGUCCCAGUGGACUUUCUAAGGUGGUUCCCAUGGUGCCGCCUAGUGUACCUAUUACACUCAGACCAGCCUCUUCUGUUGGUGUUCCUCCCUCUGAGCCUCUUCUUGAUAUUAGAAAAGACAAAAGAUUGUCACUUGAUCUGGGUAGUAUGAAGGUAAGGGAAAAUGCCAAUCAGCAGCAGCGUCCUACUAGUCAUGAGCUUGAGGAUGAGGUAGUAAACGGGUCCAUGUUGGACACUCGAUCUAAUUAUUAUGUUCAUGCAUGCCUUUGA